UGACGUCAGUGUCGAAGCAGCAAAGUUUAAUGGCCGAGAGUUUUACGAGUAGUUGUUGCUUUUCCAUUUGGUUGUAAUCGGUUUCAGGUCCGGACCGGAUUAGUCCUACGGGCACCCGGGUGACAGGCUCGCUACAAGACGGCAAGUUGAGGAAAGCAGAAGCGCUGAGCUUCAGGGAAAUCAGGACCGAGGCAGAAAUCUUCACGGAGUCUGGGACGACUGUGAACAGCGACGUGCGCCCCCCGGUGGUGAGAACACAACAACAGAAGAGAGAGGAACCGGACAGGAGUGGAGACAUCACGCUGGUUUGUGCCACUCGGACAAAGAGAACUGAGUGGAGUUCUGUUUGUCAGGACCUUAGUUGGAUCUGCUGUGGACCAAGACGAGAACAGCUGCUUUAGUGGAGAUCUGGACAUCUGCAAUGGGGGACGCCUUUGGUUUGGUCUACUGUCUGGCUAAGGAGGAGGACUAUGAGCAGGUCAUGAAGAUCUGCACUUCAAAGGACUACAACGGACUGGACUACCUGCCUGCCUUCUUUCACCGCUGGCUGAAGGAACCUGGACGGAUCGUCCUCUUGGCUUGGAUGAAAGACAGAGUGGUGGCGCUGGAAUCUGCCUUGCUCGUGGAUGGGGGUCAGACGGUCGUGUUUCAGGGUCACAGGGUGGUUUCUGACCUCAGAGGCAGUGGCAUCGCUGGCGUCCUCCACAGUCAUGUGACCUACGUCCGCAGUCAGUACCCAGAAGUCUGUGCUGUCAGAAUGAGCCGAGGAGACCAUCCUUCAGAACGAAUUCUGUCUAAAUACAGACUUGUUGCUAAAGAGUGCGUGAGAAUUAAACAGAGUCCUUUAUGUGGUGCAGAUAUUAAGUGUGUUCUUGUAGAGUUGCUGUGA
Nothobranchius furzeri (turquoise killifish) is the source of this 889-nucleotide messenger RNA. NCBI's taxonomy places the organism in Eukaryota, Metazoa, Chordata, Actinopteri, Cyprinodontiformes, Nothobranchiidae. The record is from RefSeq and is a predicted model, not a curated record.